Molecule: messenger RNA, 1812 nt
Organism: Symbiodinium sp. CCMP2592
Lineage: Eukaryota; Dinophyceae; Suessiales; Symbiodiniaceae
Source: the annotation of a GenBank genome assembly
AUGGACCCCGAAAACAUGACGCUAAAGGACGCCAUUGAGGCCACAUCGGACUUUUUCAUUAGACAGCUUCCACAACACAUCAAGAUCGGGCCAACGCCUUUGGGAACAGUUACUCCCAUGACUUUGCCCAUUCGAGAAGUCGAUCCUGGCGUGAAACAAAUGAAACAUUUCUUCGACAUCAUCUACGACCACGAAGGCCCCGUGAAUCAUGAUCAGCUUCAUCCCAUUAUGCGCGACAAAGCAUGGCACGAACUCCCUGAGCCCUUCAAGCUGAAGAAGAACCUCCAGGUUGACUAUACCAUGCAGUUGUUUCUACUACCCCAGCAAAAUGGAAAAUAUUGUAUUGUGAAGCACAUUCACAUCACCAAUGAGAAGAUCAAGGCUUCGACGAUCUGGGAGUACGUCUACGGCACUGCUUAUGAAAUCAUUUGGGGAAAUCAUGACAACAGGCAAGCACGCAAAGGUCUGCAGUGGAUGUUGGAGCAAAUGGGAGGAAUCCAGUAUCGGUUCUUUGCACUUACCCCUAUGGUGAAAAAAACAGCCAAGGCCGUGGUAGAGAAGUCUGAGACGGAACUCGACAAGGGCUUUGAGUUUAUUCGAAUCCACGGGGAAAGGGAUAAAGGUGAUCUCAAACAGUUGGCAUGGAUUCAAGAAGCUAUCUCGCAGGACACCCCCAUCAAGGGAUGGAAAGACAGCCUCGUGCAAAGAUGCUUGGAUAGUCUAGCCACAGACUCCACAACAGCAAAGCUUAUCACCCGGUACGACCUGACUGUCGCUGAUUUCGAGGAGCCGAUUCAGGAGAUCUUGCAGGUUAUCGUUCCUUCGCUUCGUGAUCACGCGCUUUGGAUACUAGGUGAGCCAGGAAAGGGAAAAACUCCUUUGGGUAGGGUGGUGGCGAUGAUGUUCAGCCGAUAUCACGGUGGUCAUGGUACAUACCGCAGUGCAAGCGACUUUGACUACUUCAGAGGCUGCCCCUUUACAAAGGAAAUCCCUGCCAUUUACGAUGAUGGAGAUAUCGGUCCUGAGCCCGUCAAAAAGAAAAAAGCAUUCUCCGACGUUGCCGAUCAGGAAACACUUACGCGGGAGCGGUGGACGGCGGCUAAGUUCCAUCAAAAUCAACUCCGCAUCGUCAUCGAUAAUGCCUAUGACCCCAAGGAGGAGACGAUCAUCGACGUUGGCCCGAACCCGUCCAUUACCCAUGACGUGUUCAUGAAGCUCAUUCGUCCAGCGCUGGGCGAUAUCACUGAGGUGGAUGCAAUGGCUAUCCUGAAGCGUUCGGUCUUCAUCAUCAUCUCCAAGACCACUAUCUAUUGGCGUCUUCCUAGUGCAACUCCACAAAGUGUCCCGUGCAAGACUUGGCAGGUGGACAUCAUCAAAGAGGAAUCCAAGCACAUCUUGGCCAAUUACAAGAAGUCUGGACCUGUCCCCGAUGAUCAUGAUGCUCGAAUACUAUGGGAAAAGUCAUGGCUGAACGAAGCUAUUCGUCAAUGUGAACCACACGCAGAUGAGAUCGACCACAAUGCUGUCCCACCUCCAGCUGUUCGUGUCAAACGUGAAAGGUUGGUUUGGGCGAAGUCGUUGUCUUCAGAAACCCGCGAUCGACCCAUCAAUUUGGAAACCCCAUCGCCAUCACCAAAGAAAAGGGCACGAGGAAGCGAUGACCUCUCCAAUGACCUCCCCAAGGACAUUCCCAAUCCGGACUUCGGCUGCGAGAAUGAACAGGAUUCCGUAGAGGAGGAGCUUGAGCGCCUUGUGAAUGAGCAGCAGGAUGAGGAGAAUGAUGUCAUGGAUGUCGCGUCACCUUCUGGUUGA